AAUGUAUUCGGAGGAGAAAUAAAUUCCUUCACUACUGUAGUCUGUAGCUCACACUCAACUGGAUUUCCUUCUCUCUGUAAGUUAUGGGGAAUUUCUCUCGCCAAAUGGCGCUUUCGUCGGCGCUUUUGAAGCGCUUGCAAUCGCGCCGGGGAGCUCUCAACACCGUCAAUUCGGGCGCCGCGAGAUCUUUUACGACGACGGAGGGACACCGCCCGACCAUAAUUCACAAGCGCAGCUUGGAUAUUCUCCACGAUCCGUGGUUCAACAAGGGAACUGCAUUUUCGAUGACAGAGCGUGAUCGUCUUGACCUCCGCGGGUUACUGCCUCCAAAUGUCAUGAGUCCUGAACAACAAAUUGAGCGCUUUAUGGCCGAUCUAAAGAGGCUUGAGAAGAGUGCUAGAGAUGGACCAUCCGAUCCAUACAGUUUGGCUAAGUGGCGAAUUCUCAACCGGUUGCAUGAUAGAAAUGAGACAAUGUAUUAUAAGGUUCUUAUUGACAACAUCGCGGAAUAUGCACCAAUAGUCUAUACUCCUACAGUUGGUCUUGUUUGUCAGAAGUACAGCGGCCUAUUUAGGCGGCCUAGGGGCAUGUAUUUUAGUGCACAAGAUCGUGGUGAGAUGAUGUCAAUGGUUUACAACUGGCCAGCAGAACAGGUGGAUAUGAUUGUUGUAACAGAUGGAAGCAGGAUACUGGGUCUUGGAGAUUUAGGAGUUCAGGGAAUUGGAAUUGCAAUCGGAAAGUUGGAUCUUUAUGUUGCUGCUGCAGGGAUAAACCCACAGAGAGUACUUCCUGUCAUGAUUGAUGUUGGAACCAACAAUGAGGAGCUUCUGAAAGACCCCUUGUAUUUGGGAUUGCAAGAGCAUCGCCUUGAUGGAGAGGAGUAUCUUGAAGUUAUUGACGAAUUUAUGGAAGCUGUUUUUACCCGUUGGCCUCAUGUGAUUGUCCAGUUUGAAGAUUUUCAAAGUAAGUGGGCCUUUAACCUACUUCAGCGUUAUAGGAAAGAGUACAGAAUGUUCAAUGAUGACGUUCAGGUAUGUAAGUUGUGUGCUGAGGGUUGCUUAGAUUUCUUGAGGCUUGACUGAACUACUUUUAAUGCUACUGAUUAUGUCUGACUUAGUAUCAGAUGAUAGCUGGAAUUCUCAAUCACUAUAAAGUCCUUAAAGAGUCAAUAGUUUGACACCAAGGGGCGCAAUCUGCAAAC
Molecule: messenger RNA, 1201 nt
Organism: Salvia splendens (bonfire salvia)
Lineage: Eukaryota; Viridiplantae; Streptophyta; Magnoliopsida; Lamiales; Lamiaceae
Product: NAD-dependent malic enzyme 62 kDa isoform, mitochondrial
Exons: 8
Coding region: 84-1082 (332 amino acids)
Biological process (GO): malate metabolic process; pyruvate metabolic process
Cellular component (GO): mitochondrion
Molecular function (GO): malate dehydrogenase (decarboxylating) (NAD+) activity
Source: RefSeq, a predicted model, not a curated record